GGAUUAUGUCCCUGAAUUAGCCUUGAAAGAAUAUACUAUGACGCAAUUAAGACACUUACAGUGCUGUGAUUCUAUUACUAUCGACCCUCACAAAAGCGGAUACUGCCCAUAUCCAGCUGGUGGGCUAUGCUAUAAAGACAAUAGAAUGAGGUAUCUUAUUACCCGGACAAGUCCAAUUGUGUUUCGAAAUGAUGAAAGCAUUGGUGUUUAUGGUAUUGAAGGCAGUAACCCAGGUGCAGCUCCUGUCGGUGUUUAUCUAUCUCACAAAGUUAUUGAAUUAAACCGAGAUGGUCAUGGUAUAUUACUAGGUGAAGCAACGUUUUCUUAUAAAACAUCUUUCAUUAUUGUUCCAUUUAAUAUACUUCUAGCUGAACUCGAGCCAGAUACGUCUUCCGAAAAAGUUGAAAAACAAAAACAAUUCAUACGUAAUCACAUUGUUAACCGGCCAAAUAAAGAUCUCGUAAAAGAUGAGGAAGCAAUGAACUUAAUUAAAAAACUCGGUUCCGACCUAAUGAUCAACGCAUUUUCUUGCAAUUUUUGCAUUGAUGGUAAUAUAAAUGAAGAUGUCGUUGAAGCAAAUUAUCUAAAUCAAUGUAUUUUCGAAAGAUUAUCAAUCACAAAACCAGACAAUGAAAUGAUGGAUAAAAAACUUAUUUUAACUUCAACAGUGUUUAAACAAGAGGAUUACGGAGAAUAUUUAACCAAUUUUAAAAAGUGUCUUGCCGGAAACUUUUUUAGUCAGUUGGCAAAAGAUUUUAAGCAAAUUUUAGAACAGGAAGUGAAGGCACGUAAUAUUUAUAUGAAUAAUAUUGUUGCACCUGAUUAUCAUGGAUUUAUUAUUCAAGGGAUUGAAAAAAUUCAUCUUGUUCAUCUUCCUAUGUUUAACAUGGAGAACCACAGAUAUCAACUAAUUCUUCAAGCAGAAAUCCUUGAGGAAAUUAUGUGUGAAUAUAUUAGAGAGAGAAAAAAAAAUCCGAUGCAAAUUUUCAUUUUAGGAAAUCAAAAUAAAACAACAUUGAAUGACAUAAUUUCAGGAAAAGAGUUUUUAGCUGUGAUUGAUAAAGGUCUUCCUCCGCCUAGUGGCCAACAUUGGAAAACGGAUGUUAAAGUGAAAAAUAUUAAAGUUAUUAAAAAAUGUGGUCUCCAAACAAGAUAUCUUGAUGAUAAUUACCCAAAAGAUCACAUGCCAUUUUAUCUCUAUAGCACAGAAAAUGAACUACAUAUCGAUCAUCUUUUGGUUAAGUCACCAAACAUUCAACUUAGUGCCGAUUGGGUUAAAUUCAAAAUUCAGACUGGUUUUCCAGUUAAAAUUCAAUGGGAAAAUGGAGUUCUCGCAUAUUUCACAGAUAUUCGAGAAGUUACUAUCCAACCUUUUCCAGCUGUCAACUCUGUUGAUAACCCAGAACCAGACUUCUUUUUUCAACCUGAUAGAAAAUAUAAAGUAGAGCUUUAUGAAGAUAAACUUAAUCUAACCGAUAUUUCUGGAAUUUCACCAUUUGUCCAAGAACAUUUUCUUAUUUUUCGAAUGACUUCAAAGGACCUUGAAAUCAUUGGUCCUUUAUGGGAAUUUUGUGUCAUUGC
This is a messenger RNA of Dentiscutata erythropus, 1581 nucleotides long. NCBI's taxonomy places the organism in Eukaryota, Fungi, Glomeromycota, Glomeromycetes, Diversisporales, Gigasporaceae. The record is from the annotation of a GenBank genome assembly.